AAAAUAUUUUGUAGAAACUGAUCGAAUUUUAUUUUAGUAUUUAGUGUUCUGUUUUCUGUUUACGAUAGGAAUUAAUGUAAUUUAAUAUAAAAUAUGACUGAAGAAAACAUAACAGUAAGUGAUAACUCUGAUUCUGAUGACGCUGGAACACCUGAACUUCGAGGGUAUCUGAGUAAAUGGACAAAUUACAUACACGGUUGGCAAGACAGAUUUAUUGUGCUGAAGGAUUCGACUUUGUCCUAUUACAAGAGCGAAUUGGAGAGCAAUCUUGGCUGCCGAGGUGCCUUAUGUCUCAAAAAAGCCAAAGUCAAGCCGCAUGAAUUUGACGAUUGUCGCUUCGAUGUUUCGGUUAAUGACUGUGUAUGGUAUCUGAGAGCAUCAAAUCCAGAGGAGAAACAGCAAUGGAUAGAUGUAUUGGAAUCAUUUAAAGUGGAAUCAGGGUACGGCACAAGCUCAGAUAGUAGCUCUAAUGGAGGCGGUCUUAGAAGACAUGGCUCAGCCACAUCUCUGCAGUCAACAGGCAGUCAUGGUCGGGCUACUCGCCAUCUCUCAGACAAGAUAUCAGAGUUGGAGACAUACAAUGAGCUAUUGUCAAAGCAGGCUGUGCAGUUACAGCAAUACUUUGACAAGUGUGUUGCUUCAUACCCUCAAAUUACCGACGAGGCCAGUGAGGCUAUAGAUGCAGUAAAAGUUGCUGAGGGUAAGUCGGAUGGUGAUGACUUAUUACUUUACGUGGGUGAAGUCCGUGCGACGAGCGCCUCGUUCCGAGCGACUUGCGCAGCCACACUCGCUACGUUGCAGUAUUGCGCUGAGCUACUGCGCAGGCGCGAGAAGCAAGCGAGGCAGGCGGAGGAGUUAUAUAUGGCCUUGAAGAAUCAGCUGACUGAAGCAAGAUUAGCCUCAAAACCGGGACCUGAUCACGAGGAGGGGCCUCACUCGACGCUGCCAGACGACGAGUUUUACGAUGCCGUGGAGACUGGGUUCGACAAAAUGGAGGAGGAGAGGUGCGCGCGAGUGGUGCCGCCUAGCGUGCACACGCGGGACGAGGUCGAGCUGCCGCCGCCCGCUAUCGACAACCGGCUGACGGUGCACCCACUAUGGCCAGAGAUUGACCGGAUAUCAACAGAGCAGAUACAGGCUGCAUUCGAGGGAGUUGGUGGAGAAAUCGGAUGGCAGUUGUUUGCUGAGGAGGGCGACAUGAGGAUGUACAGAAGAGAGAUGGAGGUGGACGGCAUGGUUAUGGAUCCCCUAAAGGCGAUGCAUAAAGUGCGUGGUGUGUCGGCCCGUGAAAUGUGCCACUAUUUCUUCAACCCACGCUACAGAUACGAGUGGGAGACGACGUUGGAAACGAUGACCAUAGUGGAAGAAAUAUCUUCAGACGCGAUGGUGUUCCACCAAACUUUCAAGCGGAUCUGGCCGGCGUCGCAACGGGAUGCUCUAUUCUGGUCUCACGUGAGAGCCGAUCGAGACACCUACGCGGUCACCAAUCACUCCACUACCAACGUGGACUAUCCGGCCAAUACGGGCGCAUGCAUCCGCCUAUUCGUGACGGUGUGCCUGGCGUGCCGCAGCUCGUACCCCGCCGGCGAGCGGCCCACGCGGGAAAACGUCACCACCAGCAUCGCGUACUGCAGCACCGUGAAUCCCGGCGGAUGGGCACCGGCCGGUGUACUGCGAGCAGUGUACAAACGCGAAUACCCAAAGUUCCUCAAGCGGUUCACUAGCUACGUGCAAGAGCAAUGUCGCGGGAAACCACUAGCUAUAUAGCGCACCCACAAUUCACCGUGCUGAGCUCCAAAACAAGAUAGUAUCAGCGCCUGUCAUUAACUACGAGUAAGUACUUUCAUUACUCCUAAGAGUGGAUUUUGAGACACGGCCUUUUCAGUUACCCUUGGCGCAAUUUAUCCUCUUGUCUGAGAGGCUUGUCACGUGAACGAAAAUACCUUUUAUGAUGACUUUUUUGUGACUAAUUGGCCAGAGUAAUAUUUUACGUUUUCUUAUUACUUUAAAAGAGUUUUAAAAUAAAUUGAGCCAAGGCAACGGAAUAAAACGAGUCUUAACAUUCACACCUAAAAUAGUAAGUUUGAAUCGUACGAUUGUGACACUUGUCAUUCAUACUAUACAGGGUGUGCAUAGUCGAAAGUUUCCGAUUUUAAGUAAAAGGCCC
Chilo suppressalis (striped riceborer) is the source of this 2167-nucleotide messenger RNA. The record is from the annotation of a GenBank genome assembly. Lineage: Eukaryota; Metazoa; Arthropoda; Insecta; Lepidoptera; Crambidae.